AUGCCUCGAGACUCCAAAGGCAAGAACAAAAAAUGGUCAAAACAUAAAGGAAAAGACUACGGAAGAUCAAAGCUUGAAAAGCUCCAAGAACUUGCCGCUAAAAGAGGCGUAGAAGUCUGGGAGAUCGACCCUAACGAAAUUUCUUCUGGCGAUGAGUCAGAAGAAGAGGAAGGGAUAAAUGAGGCAGAAGAACACGAAGAGGAAGAAACCAAAACUCCUCAGGAAGAAAAUAAAAAAGUAGAACAAGAAGACAGCGACGAAGAAGAAGACAAAUAUGAAGGAGAAGUUGUGGUCGGACAUCAAGGACUCAUGGAAAUAUCUAACCCAAACAGAGCAAGAGGAAUACCUAAAUCUUGGGAUCCUCCACAAGAAAGCGGAAAUAGAAGAGGAGGGUAUAAAGGACAAGAAGAAGGGAAAAGCAAAGGGCCAAAAGUUAGUAAAUCUGAUAAAGAAAGACUUGAAGAAAUAAGAGCAAGAAGAGACGCAGCAUCGAAACAAAGAGAAGAAAAUAAGAAAAAACAAGAAAAGCUUAAAGAAGAGGCUUCGAACAAGUUUAAGAAAAAAUAA
This is a messenger RNA of Blepharisma stoltei, 567 nucleotides long. Lineage: Eukaryota; Ciliophora; Heterotrichea; Heterotrichida; Blepharismidae. The record is from the annotation of a GenBank genome assembly.